AUGCCAGGAAUUGAUCGAGACAUAGUACAAAAUAAGAUCCCCACAGACCCUAACAUGAGGCCAGUAAAACAAAAGAAGCGUUGGCUUAGGCCAGAAUGGGAAGAAAAGAUAGCUCAAGAGGUGAAAAAGCUCAUUGAGGCUGAUUUCAUUGAAGUAAUUGAGUAUCCUGAGUGGUUAGCCAACAUUGUGCCAGUCCCUAAGAAGGAUGGGCGAGUUCAGAUGUGUAUAGAUUAUAGGGACCUGAAUAAGGCUACUCCUAAGGAUAAUUUCCCAUUGCUUCAUAUCCUCAUGGAUUUGAUAGAUAAAGCAAAGACUACUUUUAUCACUGAAUGGGGGACUUAUUGUCAUAAGCCAGUGGUGUGGAAUGAGCAAUGCCAAGAGGCAUUUGAAAAGAUAAAGCAGUACCUGAGAAAUCCACCAAUUUUGUCACCACCCAUCCCUAGCAUCCCUCUAAUCCUCUACCUAUCAGUGGAAAACAUGGCCUUGGGGGUAAUGUUGGCACAAGAAGUAGAGAAUCUGGAGAGAGCCAUCUAUUACAUCAGUAAGAAACUCCUUGCUUAUGAGGAGAAUUAUUCACUAAUAGAAGGAACUUGUCUAGCUGUAGUAUGGGCAACUAAGAAGUUAAGGCACUACUUUCAGACCCAUCGAGUUAUUGUAGUAUCCCGGAUGGAUCCUUUAAAGCACCUAUUUGAAGCACCGAUGCUAGUUGGAAAACUGGCCAAAUGGUUGGUCCUACUGUAUGAAUUUGAUAUUGUGUAUGAGACUCGAAAAACUAUCAAAGGGCAUGUAGUGGCCGAAUUUCUUUCUGAAAAUCCAGUUGAUGAGGAGGAAGAAGUCGAAACAGCCUUCCCGGAUGAGAGUCUCAAGCUAGUAGUGGUCCGGCCAUGGAAAAUGUACUUUAAUGGGGCCAUGAAUAAGAGCGGAGCCGGUAUAGGGGUAGUUUUGGAAGCACUAAAUAGAGAACAAUUGUUAAUGUCAAAAAGGCUAUGUUUCCCAGCCACUAAUAAUAUUGCAGAAUAUGAGGCUUGCAGUUGUGGCCUAGAGGCAUUAAUAGCUGUUGGGGCUAAAAAAGUGGAGGUGUUCAGAGAUUCAAUGCUAGUGGUUUCCCAUGUUAAAGGUGAAUGGGAAUUGAAAGAAGAAAAGUUGAGGCCAUACCUGGAGUAUGCUAAGAAACUAUUAUUUAGCUUUGAGGAAGUGACUAUGAAGCACAUGCCUAUAACUCAGAACCAGAUGGCUGAUGCUCUAGCCACGUUGGCAUCCUUAUGGGAGAAGGGUGAUCAGAAGCUGACCCACCUAGUUAUCCUGGUGAGGAGUAAAAUCCCAUGCUAUGAAGGGUUAACAAUAGCACAUUUAGAUCUAGAAGAUGAGAUGAAAUGGUAUGAGGACAUAAGAAGAUAUUUAGAGGUAAGAGAAUACCCACAGUCAGCCAAUAGUAGGGAUAGAGCUACAAUUCGUAGAUUAGCCACUCAGUUCACUUUGGCUGGGAGGCAACUCCACAAAAGGUUCUUCGAAGGACUAUUACUCUUGUGUGUGAUAAAAAAGCAGUCUGAGCAGAUAAUGGAGGAAGUACAAGCAGGAGUGUGUGGUCCUCACAUGAAUGGAAGGGCAUUAGCGGGCAAAAUUUCAAAAUUGGGCUAUUACUAG
Molecule: messenger RNA, 1644 nt
Organism: Hevea brasiliensis (rubber tree)
Lineage: Eukaryota; Viridiplantae; Streptophyta; Magnoliopsida; Malpighiales; Euphorbiaceae
Exons: 2
Coding region: 1-1644 (547 amino acids)
Molecular function (GO): RNA-DNA hybrid ribonuclease activity; nucleic acid binding
Source: RefSeq, a predicted model, not a curated record